Cooperia oncophora is the source of this 336-nucleotide messenger RNA. Lineage: Eukaryota; Metazoa; Nematoda; Chromadorea; Rhabditida; Trichostrongylidae. The record is from the annotation of a GenBank genome assembly.
AUGGGAUUCAAGGAUCGUGUGAAAAUCUUUGAGGAUCUUAGCAUUGACUGGAAUAUCUAUGCAAACGUAGUAGCGGUGAAUGCUCUAGCAAAUACGUUAUUGUUGUUCGGAUCAGAAGAAUUGAAGGAGAAAUAUUUUCCGCUUAUUACCAGUGGGAAAUGCCGUCCUGUUAUAGCUUUUGUUAAUGGUUCAAGCUCAUCAAAUGCUGAAAUAGUUGGAGGAAUGCGCACUCAGUCAUUGAUUAGACUCGAAGAUGUCCCUUGUAUCGGAAUGCACAAUGCUAAUUUGGCAGUUGUGUUCGCUACUUCGAUACAUCAUGAAUCUGUAAGUGGUUAA